CGGGAGGCAUCUUUGAGACUCUCUUGUUUGUCGUCUGUAUAAGAGAGAGAAAGUGAAAAGAGAGAUAAGACUGGUGGUGGUGGGUGAGACUGAACCCUUCUUUUUCUUCUGCUCGGUGGCUGCCUCAAACUCUCUCGACGACCCACAAAGAAGAAAAAGAAAAAGGAAGUUGUUAGAUAUUUAUAUUCCAAUUAGAUUCAUAGUUGAAUCGAUUGAUUGACUGAAUAGUUCAUAGAUGGGAUCAGAAGCGCCUCCUGCAGUUACAGUUCACGUGACGGGUUUUAAGAAAUUUCAUGGAGUUUCAGAUAAUCCAACAGAAACAAUUGCUAAUAAUUUAAAGGAAUAUAUGAAGAAGAAAGGGUUUCCAAAAGGUUUAAUUCUGGGAAGUUGUAGUAUUCUUGAGACUGCUGGACAAGGAGCCGUCGUACCAUUGUACCAGACGCUUCGAUCUUCUGUUAGCACAACGAAGGAAUCUGAAUCGUCGAACCAACAGAGAAUCAUUUGGAUACACUUUGGAGUUAAUAGUGGGGCUACAAGGUUUGCCAUAGAAAAACAAGCUGUCAAUGAGGCCACUUUCCGUUGCCCAGAUGAGAUGGGAUGGAAACCUCAAAAAGUAGCCAUUGUACCUGCGGAUGGUGCGAUAACAGUAAAACGAGAGACUACACUUCCUGUCGAGGAAAUGACAAAGUCAUUGGCGAAAAUGGGUUAUGAGGUAGUUACAUCGGAUGAUGCGGGCAGAUUCGUUUGCAACUAUGUGUACUAUCACUCGCUCCGAUUUGCAGAGCAAAACGGGGUAAAAUCUCUGUUUGUACAUGUUCCUCUGUUCUCGACGAUUGAUGAAGAGACACAAAUGCAAUUUACUGCUUCACUGUUGGAGGUAUUGGCUGCUUAUUAAUAUUAAGUAUAAUUGUAAGUAAAUCUUUACUUCUUCUUCAUUUAUGUUUGAUGACUGUGUGCCCAAUAAUAUAGUAAACCUGUUGCAAGAUGAAUGGAAACAGUGUGUUAUAUAUAAAGUAUCUUUAUUUGCA
This is a messenger RNA of Impatiens glandulifera, 1028 nucleotides long. Its product is annotated as pyrrolidone-carboxylate peptidase. The transcript is spliced from 6 exons. Gene Ontology annotation, cellular component: cytosol. Lineage: Eukaryota; Viridiplantae; Streptophyta; Magnoliopsida; Ericales; Balsaminaceae. The coding region runs from base 236 to 895 and encodes 219 amino acids. Gene Ontology annotation, molecular function: pyroglutamyl-peptidase activity. The record is from RefSeq and is a predicted model, not a curated record. Gene Ontology annotation, biological process: proteolysis.